AUGAUGUCGACACCAUUCAACCGAAUUCCUGCCGAAAGAGUUGGAGAGGAUAGCUCAUCUAUCUGGGUGGACCUCAGUGCUCUCGCUUCUGAGAACAACGCCGUCAAUCUUGGACAAGGAUUUCCUGAUGGACCAGCUCCCAAAUUUGUCACAGAUCAGCUCAAAAACGUCUCGAAGCACCCGGAUCUCACUUGUGCUCAUCAAUACACUUCUGGAUUUGGACAUCCAAAGUUGGUCAAGGAGCUGUGCAAAUGGUACUCUUAUCUGUACCAACAACAAGUGGACGCAAAGACAAACAUUCUGGUUACAGUGGGAGCCUAUCACGCUCUCUAUUAUUCAUUCCACGCAUGGAUCAAUGAGGGAGAUGAAGUCAUUAUCAUCGAGCCAGCUUUCGAUUGCUAUGCUCCUCAAAUCAAAUUGGCCGGUGGUGUCCCAGUGUCAAUUGUUAUGAACUUCCCAGACGGUGGAACUGACGCUUCCCAGUUCACAGUCGAUUUCGAAAAGAUGGAAAGCAGCAUCACGGAGAAAACCAAAAUGAUCGUCAUCAACAAUCCUCACAACCCCACUGGAAAGCUCUUCAGCAGAAUGGAGCUUCUUAAAAUCGCAGACAUCGCUCAGAAGUACGACUUGAUCGUUGUUGCUGACGAAGUAUACGAGUUUCACUGUUGGGGUGUGCACAAACUGGUUCGAUUUGCCAGUCUGCCUGGGAUGUUUACUCGCACAAUCUCUAUCGGAAGUGCAGGAAAGAUUUUCUCGAUCACGGGUUGGAAACUGGGAUGGACUAUCGGACCACAACAUCUUCUUGCUCCGCUCAAAUCAAUCCAUCAGAAUUGUACCUAUGCCUGCUCCACUCCGACUCAACUUGCCGUCGCGAUGGCAUUCGAGAUGGAAUGGGAGACAUUCCAUGUCAAGCCUCACAAAUCUUAUCUUGGAGGAUAUUUGCCGGAGGAACUUGUGAAAAAGAGUAAGAAGCUCCAAAAGAUGCUCGUGAAAGCUGGAUUUGCUCCGAUCUUGCCCCAAGCUGGCUACUUCAUGCUGGCAAACUAUACCCGUCUGAAUACUGCUUUCAAAACUUCGGAAGAAACUGAAGAGUUGGAUGAUUACGCAUUCACCAAAUGGCUCUGCACGGAGAAGAAGUUGGCAGUGAUUCCGUUAACCGCCUUCUUUGCCAACAAUGAAGACAAGAUGAGAAACACUUCAUUCGUCAGAUUCUGCUUCUUCAAGAAGGACAAGACCCUCAACGACGGCAAGAAGAUCAUGAAGAAUCUUUCCAAGUGA
Caenorhabditis briggsae is the source of this 1278-nucleotide messenger RNA. Lineage: Eukaryota; Metazoa; Nematoda; Chromadorea; Rhabditida; Rhabditidae. Gene Ontology annotation, cellular component: mitochondrion; cytoplasm. The coding region runs from base 1 to 1278 and encodes 425 amino acids. The record is from RefSeq and is a predicted model, not a curated record. The transcript is spliced from 5 exons. Gene Ontology annotation, biological process: biosynthetic process. Gene Ontology annotation, molecular function: L-kynurenine:2-oxoglutarate transaminase activity; pyridoxal phosphate binding.